UUUUUUCCUUUUCCGUCGUUUGCAGUGAUAUUUCCUCGGGAGUCGUGAGAUGACGGUCUAUGUUUCAAAAGCCCAAACAUUUAACAUUAUCUAGAUAGAACAGUGUAGAACAAGGAAAGAAGAAGAAUUGGAAAAUUUAUCAGAAUUUCGGUUUCUCUUUUCCAUGGCUAUCUCUACAUCGUUUUGCGGGCCCAUUUCCUCUUUCAAUGCUACUAUCAGUUCGCCGUCUCUCUGUUUCUUCAAACCCCUCUACCACCACUUCAAACUUGAUUCUUCCUUGGCCAUCGUCAAAUGUUGCUCCUCUCACAUUGGCCAAUCUCCAGACCACAUGAAUGGCAGGCAACCUGAGUUAUCUCCUAUAGCUCCUUUUGGUGUCACAAUGACAAAUAAUGGAACAUCUAAACCAUCAUAUAGAUGGCGUAGGGUACUGCUUAAAGUUAGUGGGGAGGCACUAGCAGGAGAUCAAGCACAAAAUAUAGAUCCCAAGAUCACAAUGGCCAUUGCGAGGGAGGUGGCAGCUGUCACUAGACUUGGCAUCGAGGUUGCAAUAGUUGUUGGUGGAGGUAAUAUUUUUCGUGGAUCCUCCUGGGCAGGAAGUAGUGGACUGGAUCGUUCAUCUGCUGAUUAUAUUGGGAUGUUGGCAACUGUUAUGAAUGCAAUAUUCUUACAAGCUACAAUGGAGAGCAUUGGAAUCCCCACUAGAGUCCAGACUGCAUUUAGAAUGUCGGAAGUUGCUGAACCAUAUAUCCGUAGAAGGGCUGUUAGGCAUCUCGAGAAAGGGAGAGUAGUAAUUUUUGCAGCAGGAACUGGAAAUCCCUUCUUCACGACAGACACUGCUGCAGCUCUGCGUUGUGCAGAGAUUAAUGCUGAGGUGGUGUUGAAGGCAACAAAUGUUGAUGGAGUCUAUGAUGACAACCCUAAGCAUAAUCCUGAUGCUCGUCUUCAGGAUAACCUGACUUACCAUGAUGUAAUUUCAAAAGAGCUCUCGGUGAUGGACCUGACUGCAAUUACUUUGUGCCAAGAGAAUAACAUCCCAGUUGUCGUUUUUAAUCUCAAUAAAACAGGUAACAUUGCUAAAGCCAUUACAGGAGAGAAGGUUGGCACAUUAAUUGGUGACACAUGGAAUACCGAAGCAGCAGUAUCUUAAGAGGGCAAAAAGUCUGUUUCAGCAGCUGGAAGUUUGAUUGCUAGUUUUAGCAUUUCAACACACUCAGAGAGCUCAUUUUUGGCAUAUUGUUCCAAGAAAUUGGUAGUCAAAGUGUUAGUGAAUUAUGUGCCCUUUGCCCUUCGAAAGCCAUGGAUUCGAAAGUACUGAAGAUAAGCAUAUAAUUUUCCAGAAUUUAACAUAAAUGCUGAUACUGGAUACUACCCACUUGGAAUUUUCAGAGCUUUUCUUGAAGUGCAAAACUAGGUAGCCAAGAGUUCUUUGACCUGUAAUGCUAUUUUAUGUCAACAUUUAUAUUCUUGCCCCUAACAUAUUUAUUCACUUAGGGGUUGUUUGGUUUGAAGUAUAAUCUAUCUAUAAGAAUUAUGCCUUAUAUUUGGUUUGAAGUAUAAGAAAAUUUACUGCCUAAAUAAAAUUGCUUACUAAUUAUAUAGCGUUUGUUUUUUGAUACAAAAUGUUGCAUGUCAGUUAUAAUCUAUG
Molecule: messenger RNA, 1645 nt
Organism: Solanum dulcamara
Lineage: Eukaryota; Viridiplantae; Streptophyta; Magnoliopsida; Solanales; Solanaceae
Product: uridylate kinase PUMPKIN, chloroplastic
Exons: 7
Coding region: 164-1147 (327 amino acids)
Biological process (GO): UDP biosynthetic process
Cellular component (GO): cytoplasm
Molecular function (GO): UMP kinase activity
Source: RefSeq, a predicted model, not a curated record